This is a messenger RNA of Necator americanus (New World hookworm), 831 nucleotides long. RefSeq lists its product as uncharacterized. The transcript has a single exon. The record is from RefSeq and is a predicted model, not a curated record. Gene Ontology annotation, cellular component: nucleus. Bases 1 to 831 code for a protein of 276 amino acids. Gene Ontology annotation, biological process: chromatin remodeling. Gene Ontology annotation, molecular function: catalytic activity. NCBI's taxonomy places the organism in Eukaryota, Metazoa, Nematoda, Chromadorea, Rhabditida, Ancylostomatidae.
AUGGCGACCGGUGAGAGGCGAUCAAAUCUCAGGUUGCUCAGGACGUCAUUGAUUCUGGACCAAUUCGACACACGCACGACUCUCCAUGGAGACUGUUUCAGACUGUGUACUUACAACGCAAGAACAGUGUCCACAGACGCUGACCUGCAUGCCCUUCUCGGAGGUGCAGAGCGUACCAAAUUUCACGUGAUUGCUCUGCAGGAGACCAAGUGCAAAAAGAGCGACGUACGACAGAUGAAUGACGGUACACUCGUCAUUCGUGGUGAGAAGGUUCCGUCGCGAGAUGUAGGCGGUAUUGGUUUUGUUGUGUACCCAUCCGUCGUCCAUCUUGUCGAUUCUCACGAGAUCCUGUCACCUCGCCUGGCCAUUCUUCGCCUCCGCCCUCUGCGUCAAAAACCCAUCAGUAUCAUCAACUGUUACUCACCAACACAAGCAGCUGAUGAAUCCAAAUUGGACGCGUUUUACGAGAAGCUGGAGGAAGUAAUCUGCAACGAGAAGUCCUUCUACAAAUUCGUUGUCGGAGACUUCAACGCAAAAUUUAGAGAGGCUACGGAAGAGGAAUACAGGAUCGAGAGAUCCGGACUAGGGGAUCGGAAUGAAAAUGACAAUCGUCUCGCCAGGCUGUUGUCCGCCGCUCGCCUCUUUCAUGGGAACUCUCUUUUCAUGAAAAAAGAUCAUCGUCGGUGGACAUGGGAAUCGCCCAAGGGCGCGACUCGUGCGGAGAUCGACCACAUGCUCACCAACCGGAGGUGGUGUCUACUUGACGUCUCAGUAGUACCAUCCUUUUGUAGUGGUUCUGAUCACCGUCUCCUUCGCGAAAAUACGACUUAG